AUGGACAACAUGUCUGGAGCCAGACUCCGGACUCAGCAGAGGAGCCGCCAGAGUGGCCGGGAGACCAGUCUGUGGUCCUCAGGCUUGGGGAUGAAGCUGGAGGCUGUCACCCCUUUCCUGGGGAAAUAUCGCCCCUUUGUGGGUCGCUGCUGCCAGACCUGUACCCCCAAGAGCUGGGAGUCCCUCUUCCACAGAAGUAUAAUGGAUCUGGGCUUCUGCGAUGUGAUCCUAGUGAAGGAGGAGAACACCAGGUUUCGGGGUUGGCUGGUUCGGAGGCUCUGCUAUUUCUUGUGGUCCCUGGAGCAGCACAUACCCCCCUGCUGGGAUGCCCCACAGAAGGUCAUGGAAAGCACUGGGGUACAGAACGUCAUCUCAGGGAGGGCUCCAGCAGGGGCUGGGGAAGGCCAGGUACCCGAUCUUGUGAAGAAAGAGGUACAGCGCAUCCUGGGCCACUUCCAGACCCCACCCCGCCCCUUCCUGCUCAGGCUGUUCAGCUGGGUGGUGCUGAAGGUCCUGAACUGUCUCUUCCUGAACGUGCAGCUGCACAAGGGCCACAUGAAGAUGGUCCGUAAGGCAGCCCAGGCGGGCUCACCACUCGUGCUCCUUUCCACCCAUAAGUCGCUCCUGGAUGGGGUCCUGCUGCCCUUCGUGCUGCUCUCCCAGGGCCUGGGUGUGCUCCGCGUGGCUUGGGACCCCCGCACCUGCUCCCCUGUCCUCAGAGCUCUGCUGAGGAAGCUUGGGGGGCUUUUCCUGCCCCCAGAGGCCACCCUGUCCCUGGAUAGCUCUGAUGGAGUCCUUGCAAGGGCCGUGGUCCAUGCGGCUGUGGAGCAGCUGCUGGUCAGCGGGCAGCCCCUGCUCAUCUUCUUGGAGGAGCCCCCUGGGACCCAGGGGCCUCGGCUGUCAGCCCUGGGCCAGGCCUGGCUGGGACUGGUGGUGCAGGCCGUCCAAGUGGGCGUUGUCCCAGAUGCUAUGCUGGUGCCAGUGGCCAUCACCUAUGACCUGGUUCCAGAUGCACCAUGUGACACAUACCAUGCCACAGCCCCACUGGGGCUGUGGACAGGAAUGCUGGCUGUUCUGAGGAGCCUACGAGGCUGGUGCCGUGGCCGCCGGGUCUGCGUUCGUGUGCACCUGGCCCAGCCCUUCUCCCUGCGGGAAUAUGCUGUUAAUGCCCGAAGCUGCUGGGGCAGCAGACAGACCCUGGAGCAGCUGCUGCAGCCCAUCGUGCUGGGCCAGAGCACUGUUGUUCCAGAUACCGAGAAGGAGCAGGGAUGGACCCCAGUGACUGGGCCCCUUCUGGCCCUCAAGGCAGAGGACCAGCUCCUGGUCAGGAGGCUGAGCCGUCACAUCCUGAAUGCCAGUGUGGCGAGCUCUGCGGUGAUGAGCACGGCCAUUACAGCAACGCUGCUGCUGUUCAAGCACCAGAAGGGCGUGUUCCUUUCGCAGCUCCUGGGGGAGUUCUCUUGGCUGACAGAGGAGACGCUGCUGCGGGGCUUUGACGUGGGCUUCUCAGGGCAACUGAGGGGCCUGGUGUGGCACACGCUGAGCCUGCUGCAGGCGCAUGUGGCUCUGCUGCGUGUCCACCAAGGGGACUUGCUGGUGGUGGUGCGGCCCGGCCCAGGCCUUACGCACCUGGCUCGCCUGAGCGCUGAGCUGCUGCCCGCCUUCCUGAGCGAGGCCGUGGGUGCCUGUGCAGUGCGAGCGCUGCUGGCAGGCAGAGUGCCACCAGAGGGCCCCUGGGAGCUGCAGGGUAUCGAGUUGCUGAGCCAGAAUGAGUUGUACCGCCAGGUCCUGCUGCUACUGCACUUGCUGCCACAAGACCUGCUGCUACUGCAGCCUUGCCAGUCUUCCUACUGCUACUGUCAGGAGGUGCUGGACCGUCUCAUCCAGUGUGGGCUCCUGGUUGCUGAGGAGACCCCAGGAUCCCGGCUGGCAUGCGACACAGGGCGACAACGUUUGAGUGCCAGGCUGCUGUGGAAACCGAGUGGGGACUUCACCGAUAGUGACAGUGAUGACUUCGAGGAGGCUGAGGGCCGGUACUUUAGGCUCAGUCAGCAGUCACGCUGCCCCGACUUCUUCCUCUUCCUCUGCCGCUUGCUCAGCCCGCUGCUGAAGGCCUUUGCACAGGCUGCCGCCUUCCUCCCCAUGGGCCAGCUGCCUGACACGGAGUCAGGCUACACAGACCAGCUGCUGCAGUUCCUGCGGGCCACUGCCCAGGAGGACGGGUUCUUCGAGUGUGCCGACUCAGGUCUUGCCAUCAGGGCUGUCUGGACCUUCAGAGACUUGGGGGUGCUACAGCAGAAGCCCAGCCCUGCAGGCCCCAUGCUACAUCUGUCUCCGACGUUUGCCAGCCGGGACAAUCAGGAAAAGCUGGAACAAUUCAUCCGACAGUUCGUUUGCAGCUAGAACUGUGGGGUGAAGCCCAUGCUGAGACUUCUUGCCCCAGAACAUGGCCGUGUCCUGAAGCCAGAGGCAGAAGUGGCUGCACACCCUUGGCUGGACUAUUAAAUUGUUGAGUUUGACUGUCCCUUGUCGUAUCUUGCUUUCUUCAUCCUUU
Messenger RNA from Pteropus alecto (black flying fox), 2554 nucleotides. It is a transcript of the gene GPAT2, whose product is annotated as glycerol-3-phosphate acyltransferase 2, mitochondrial. The coding region runs from base 1 to 2403 and encodes 800 amino acids. The record is from RefSeq and is a predicted model, not a curated record. The transcript has 21 exons. Lineage: Eukaryota; Metazoa; Chordata; Mammalia; Chiroptera; Pteropodidae. Gene Ontology annotation, cellular component: mitochondrial membrane.